AUGAAAAUCAGUAUUAUUGGUGCUGGAUAUGCAGGUUUAUCAUCUGCAUUACUUCUUUCUCGUCAUCACGUAAAUCGAAUCACAGUCUACGAUCGUUUCGAUCGUGUUCAAACUAUAGGCGCUGGUAUUCUCAUUCAACCGUCCGCAAUCGAAAUAUUAAAAAGAUUAGGUUUAUAUGAGCAGCUGAUAGAUCGCGGUGAAAAAGUUUAUCAUCUCGAGGGAAUUAAUCAUCGUCGUCGACAAGUUUUUUUAACAUCAUAUGAUGAUUAUUCACCUAAUUCUUUUGGUAUCGGUAUCCAUCGUUCUCUACUCUUUCAAUCCUUGUAUGAUAAAUGUAAAAUUCAAUCAAAUAUUACAUUUGAAUUGUCAAGAGAAAUCACAUCUCUAGCUGAUCUACAAUUAACCAAUGAUCUUGUCAUUAUCGCUAGCGGUUCACAUUCAAAACUUCGAGAUCAAGUACCUAUCAAACAGACAUAUCAACCAUAUCCGUAUGGCUGUUUGUGGACAACAAUUGAAGAUAAUGAAAUCUCACGUCACCGACUAUGUCAAUAUCUACGGUAUUCACAGGAAAUGUUUGGGAUUCUUCCAUCCGGUCUUAAUCAUAAUUCGAAACGGAUUGUCAGUGUCUUCUGGAGUUUGCCUACUCGAUUGAAAGCAACGUAUUCUUUGGAAAAUGUUCUCGAAAGAAUGAAAUACUAUUUGGAUGAUACACAUUCCGAUUUUUUUGAAAAACUCAAACGAGCAAAUUAUUCAUUCGCGGUUUACGGCGAUGUUUACAUGCAACGAUACGAUCAUGAAAAUUUAGUUUUUAUUGGAGAUGCUGCACAUGCAAUGAGUCCACAAUUAGGACAAGGUGCCAACAUGGCGUUAAUUGAUAGUUACUUUUUAGAUAAGUCUCUCCGAGAACAUAAUGACGACUCAAGCAAGUAA
Messenger RNA from Adineta ricciae, 930 nucleotides. The record is from the annotation of a GenBank genome assembly. NCBI's taxonomy places the organism in Eukaryota, Metazoa, Rotifera, Eurotatoria, Adinetida, Adinetidae.